AUGUCAAGUGUUGGAUGCAAUAGGGGUCCUGUGAAGAUUGUGAUAAUCAAUACUCAGUAUGUGGAAACUGAUGCUACAAGCUUUAAGUCUGUGGUGCAGAAGUUAACUGGUAAAGAUUCUGAUCCUUUAGCAUCAGAAGCAGAGGGAAAAGCUCAGAGGGAGAGACAUAAACGACAUGGGGUUGAGGUUCCAGAUGCGGUAAGUGAUCUUCGAAGAAGCUCUUUUUUGAUGAGAGAUGUGUCGUUUAAGGAGUUUGAAAGGUUGCUCAAUGAGAUGCCACCGUUAAACGAACUGAUCUGA
Molecule: messenger RNA, 300 nt
Organism: Gastrolobium bilobum
Lineage: Eukaryota; Viridiplantae; Streptophyta; Magnoliopsida; Fabales; Fabaceae
Product: VQ motif-containing protein 1-like
Exons: 1
Coding region: 1-300 (99 amino acids)
Source: RefSeq, a predicted model, not a curated record